AUGACACGCGUUAAGGUCCUGUACGAUUUCAGCGGCGAACCGAACUCAUCGGAGAUCUCCAUCACGGUGGACGAAGUGCUAACCGUCACAAACACGGACGUUGGUGAAGGAUGGUGGGAGGGUAUGAAUUCUCGCGGCCAGCGCGGCCUUUUUCCUGCAGCGUACGUGGAAACAAUACCAGAGGCACCAUCGUUACCACCCGGACCGCCGAAAAUGCCACCACCACCAGCCGUUAUGACGGCACAGUCGACGGGUGUAUCCAAAUCCGGCUCGCAGCAAGCACUAGGUGGCGGCAAUCGGUACGAUCAGACGGCGGACGAUUGGGGUGAGCAGCAGGACGAUUGGGACGACGAUUGGGAUGACGAUAAUGAAACGUAUUCGGAAAUCGGACCCGGUUCUAAUGCAGCCGCCCGAUCCAACGGCCAGAACCAAACCUAUCACCAGCAGCAGCCGAGUGCAACUUCCAGCUACUAUGCAAACGCUAAUUUGCCUGCACCACCGGCAUCCGACGGUGACACUUUGUCACUUGCAUCAGUAGCGACCACGGUUGGUGGUGGCCGGACUCGCGCAACCGGUACGGGCAAAAUUUUCUCCAAAUCCGGCGACAACUAUUUGAUCGGAAUGCCGGUACCGGAUGUAUCGGAAGCUGACCGUGUGCACGUGCUGCUCAUGGAUCAUGGUAUCGUGUGGAAACCAAUGCACGACUCGUACACCGUAUCGGUCGAUUCUCCCAAAAAGGAGAAAAAGUUCAACGGUCUGAAGAGCUUCAUCGCGUAUCAGCUAACGCCGUCGUUUAACCAUAUUCCGGUUGCACGCCGUUACAAGCACUUUGACUGGCUGCAUGAGCGGUUGGUUGAGAAGUUUUGUCUCAUUCCGAUUCCGCCGCUACCGGACAAACAGAUAUCGGGCCGGUACGAUGAGGAAUUCGUCGAGCAUCGCCGGAUACAGCUGCAGGAGUUUGUCGACUGGGUGUGUCGACAUCCGGUGCUGUCGACGUGCGGUGUCUGGAUGCAUUUCCUUACCUGCACAGAUGAGAAAAAAUGGAAGACGGGCAAACGAACGGCUGAGAAAGAUCCACUAGUCGGAACGAUGUUCUGUGCGUCCGUGUUUCCGCCGGAAAAGACGCUAUUGCAAUCGCUGGUCGAACCACAGGUAGAAUCUGCCGGACAGUUUGUGCCGCAGAUGGAUGCGGCUGUGAAGACACUGUUUGCGAUCUGUGGCGACCAGUCGAAAAAGUUUCAGGUCCAAUGGAAGAAGGAGUACCAGCGCAUUGGUGAAGGAUUUUCCGAGCUUGCCCGAGCGCUCGCGGUGGAUGAACGACGCUCCGCUACGCAGAUCAGUAUGUCGAGUUCGGUCGGGCAGGCGGCUGGUGUGUUUAUUAGCAUCGGGCAACUGUUCGGCGAGCAGCCAAAGCAUGACUUUAUACCAUUCUCGGAUAGGCUACACAUUUACCGCGGUCUGUUAGCUGGGUGGCCCGAUACACUCGGAGAGUACCGGAACGCUGUCCAGAAGCGUAAGGAUUGCGAGCGUUUAACAGCGGAACAGAAGAUGGAGAAUGUACAGAUGCAGGAGGUGACCCGUCGCGUUGACGUGAUGUCGUAUGCAUUGCUAGCCGAGAUGUCGCACUUCCGGGAGGAACGCGAUACUCACCUGAAGGAUACGAUACGCAACUUUAUUGGGGCACAGAUUGAAUUUUAUAAAUCGAUCGUGCAAAAGCUCGAACAGGCGCAAACACACUUCUAA
Messenger RNA from Anopheles marshallii, 1743 nucleotides. RefSeq names its product sorting nexin lst-4 (gene SH3PX1). Gene Ontology annotation, molecular function: protein binding; phosphatidylinositol binding. The coding region runs from base 1 to 1743 and encodes 580 amino acids. Gene Ontology annotation, biological process: protein transport; endocytosis; mitotic cell cycle. The transcript has a single exon. The record is from RefSeq and is a predicted model, not a curated record. Gene Ontology annotation, cellular component: plasma membrane; cytoplasmic vesicle. Lineage: Eukaryota; Metazoa; Arthropoda; Insecta; Diptera; Culicidae.